CGUCACUGUAUGUUGACGUGUGGCUACAGAGAGCUGCUGUGUCGUUAGCCAGACAGCAGAACAGCCGCUUCACCAAGUUACUGACAGCGGGCUGUUUGUGCAAACACACAAACCUUUAACAAUGGCGGCCGACUGGGAGGAAAUUCGACGGCUUGCCGCUGACUUCCAGCGGGCACAGUUCGCUGACACAGUGCAGAGGCUGUCGGAGAGGAACUGCAUUGAAAUAAUUUCCAAACUGGUCCAGGACAAGAAGCUGGAUGUGUUGCACACGCUGGACGGGAAGGAGUACAUCACUCCGGCACAAAUCAGCAGAGAGAUCCGAGAUGAGCUCUACGUCCACGGAGGGAGAAUCAACAUUGUGGACCUCCAGCAGAUCAUCAAUGUGGAUUGGGUCCACGUUGAAAAUAGAGCAAGUGACAUUGCAAAGUCUGAUAAAGGGGUCCAACUUGUCCUGGGACAACUCAUUGAUGACACGUACCUGGACCGUUUGGCUGAGGAGGUGAAUGACAAGCUGCAGGAGGCUGGUUUGAUCAGUAUUGCUGAACUGUGUAAAAACUACGACCUUCCAGGAGACUUCUUGUCCGAGGAGCUGUCGAAGCGUCUCGGCAAGCUUAUCCAAGGAGAGAUGGACCAGUACAACAGGGGCGUCAUAUUCACUCCAGCUUUUGUUGCUCGUCAUAAAGCCAGGAUCCGAGGGCUUUUCAGCGCCAUCACGAGGCCGACACCUGUCAGCAGCAUGAUUGGAGCGUUUGGAUUUCAGGAACAUCUUCUGUACUCUGUCCUGGAGGAGCUGGUGAACACUGGACGUCUUAAAGGAAGCGUGGUUGGAGGUCGGCAGGACAAAGCUGUGUACAUCCCAGAUAUUUACGCUAAAACACAGAACACCUGGGUGGACUCUUUCCUCCAGCAGAACGGAUAUUUAGAGUUCGAUGCGUUGGUCAGAUUGGGGAUCCCUGACCCCUCCAGCUACAUUAAGAAGCGCUUCAAGUCCAACAAGCUGCUGUUCCUCAGAGCAGCCUGUGUGGGUCAGGCUUUGGUGGACCAGGUGGAGGCCUCUGUGGAGGAAGCGGUCAACUCUGACACAUGGACUGACAUACAGCCGAUUUUGCCCAGCUGCCUGUCGAUGGAGGAUGUUGGGAUCUUGAUCAACCAGGCUAUGAGAAACACUAACGUCCAGUCCUCCGCCAGAGUGCUGGGAGGCACCGUGGUCGUCAGUGAGAAGUUCAUCAGCAACUGCCUCUCUGUAUUUGAUGAGGCCAUGCAGCAGAAAGCUCAGAAGGAAGUCAAGAACAAUCCAGUGUUUCUGAUAUCUGAAGAUGAUAUGAAGCAAGCGUCCAUGCUGACUGAGAGCUUAGCACCUUCCAAAAAGGAAAAGAGAGAAGCAGAGCGCAGAAAGAAGGCUUCAGAUGAGACCCAGGUCCACAUUUCCAAGCACGUCCUGAAGACCCUGUGCACAGAUGUCACCAAUAUCCUGGUCAACUUCCUGGCUGCUGACCUGAUGAUGUCUGUGGAGAAUCCCAGCACCAUCAGCAAUGAGGUCAGAGUGAAGAUUUUGGGCAAACUGUCAGAGGAUACCAAAGGACCUCUCAUGAAGCUGCACAACUGCCUUAACGGCAAAACUAUUGAAGACUUCCUGACCAACAUAGAGACCUGUGCAGAGGUGUGUGGCUUCAUGCUGAAGAAGGGAGACAAGAAAAGGGAGAGACAGGCCCUGUUUCUGCACCGUCAGGCUCUCACUGAGCAGCUGAAGGACACGGAGGAUCCAGCUCUGGUCCUGCACCUGACCAGCGUGCUGCUGUUUCAGGCCAGCACCCACUGCAUGCUGCACGCUCCCGGACGCUGCGUGCCUCAGAUCAUCGGCACCCUCACGGGCCGAAUACCCACG
Messenger RNA from Morone saxatilis (striped sea-bass), 1885 nucleotides. It is a transcript of the gene ufl1, whose product is annotated as UFM1-specific ligase 1. Gene Ontology annotation, cellular component: endoplasmic reticulum membrane. Gene Ontology annotation, biological process: regulation of proteasomal ubiquitin-dependent protein catabolic process; response to endoplasmic reticulum stress; protein K69-linked ufmylation. The record is from RefSeq and is a predicted model, not a curated record. Gene Ontology annotation, molecular function: UFM1 ligase activity. Lineage: Eukaryota; Metazoa; Chordata; Actinopteri; Moronidae.